This is a messenger RNA of Populus trichocarpa (black cottonwood), 2248 nucleotides long. RefSeq names its product pentatricopeptide repeat-containing protein At2g33760. Bases 141 to 2015 code for a protein of 624 amino acids. Gene Ontology annotation, biological process: RNA modification. The transcript has a single exon. NCBI's taxonomy places the organism in Eukaryota, Viridiplantae, Streptophyta, Magnoliopsida, Malpighiales, Salicaceae. Gene Ontology annotation, molecular function: protein binding; RNA binding; zinc ion binding. The record is from RefSeq and is a predicted model, not a curated record.
GUAUUUCACAGGGCUCCCUCGCCUGUAAGCUCACCUUGGGUACAUGAACAUAUCAACAAUAUAUUUGUAGCUAUCAUCAACCUCUCUCUCUCUCUCUCUCUCUCUCUUCUUUCUAUCAACAAUUAACUACUGCUAUAGAGAUGUUCAAACUAAAAAACCAAGCCAUCCUUUUCUCUAACCAUGGAAUGCUUCGUUUCUUCUCAGCUUCUACAGCUGCUGCAGCCAUCUCAGACGCCAUACCGCAACCUCAACAAUCCACCUUAGAUUCCAAUGCCCAAAUGAAAGACAUGAUGGAUCCUGAUUUUUUUAUCUCCACACUCUUCAAGUGUAGAAACAUAUUCCAAAUCAAACAAGUUCAUGCCCAAGUAACUACCACUGGUAUUAUUCAUGACCUCAUUGUUGCUAACAAACUCCUAUACAUGUGCGCAAAACACAAAGAUUUGGUCACUGCUCAUCUUUUGUUUAAUAAAAUGGAAGAGAGAGACCCAGUUUCUUGGAGUGUUAUGAUUGGUGGGUUUGUAAAAAAUGGUGAUUAUGAACGUUGUUUUCAGACUUUUAGGGAGCUUAUUAGAGCAGGGUCAAAACCAGAUAACUUUUCAUUACCAUUUGUUAUAAAGGCUUGUAGGGAUACAAUGGGGUUGAUUAUGGGCAGAUUGAUUCACUCCACGGUUUUGAAAAAUGGGUUACAUUUGGAUAAUUUUGUGUGUUCUACUUUAGUGGAUAUGUAUGCCAAAUGUGGCAUGAUUGACAACGCUAAGCAGCUGUUUGAUAGAAUGCCUAAGAAAGACCUUGUAACUCGGACAGUCAUGAUUGCUGGGUAUGCUGAAUGUGGAAAACCAAACGAAUCAUGGGUUUUGUUUGAUCAGAUGAGAAGAGAUGGUUUUGUGCCCGAUAAGGUUGCGAUGGUGACUAUAGUAAAUGCUUGUGCUAAAUUAGGUGCUAUGAAUAAGGCUCGGUUAGUUCAUGAUUAUGUAUGUGCUAGGAGAUAUUCUUUGGAUGUUGAAUUGGGGACUGCGAUGAUUGAUAUGUAUGCUAAGUGCGGAAGUAUUGAUUCCUCUAGGGAAAUUUUCGAUAGGAUGGAACAAAAGAAUGUGAUUUCGUGGAGCGCGAUGAUUGGGGCUUAUGGGUACCAUGGACAAGGCAGGGAAGCUCUUGAGUUGUUUCAUAUGAUGUUGAAUAGUGGAAUAAUACCGAAUAGGAUCACGUUCAUUUCCUUGUUGUACGCUUGCAGUCAUGCAGGUUUGGUCGAUGAUGGUCUUCAGCUUUUCUCUUUGAUGUCAGUUAGUUAUGGUGUGAGGCCUGAUGUGAAGCACUACACUUGCAUGGUUGAUCUCUUGGGGCGUGCUGGGAGGCUAGAUCAGGCAUUGAGAUUGAUUGAGAAUAUGGAGGUUGAGAAAGAUGAGGGGAUAUGGUGUGCUUUCCUUGGAGCAUGUAGAAUUCAUAGACAGGUAGACUUGGCAGAGAAGGCAGCAAAAUUGCUUCUCUCGCUACAAACUCAGAACCCGGGGCACUACAUAUUGCUUUCUAAUAUUUAUGCAAAUGCUGGCAGGUGGAAAGAUGUGGCAAAGAUUAGGAAUCUGAUGGCCAAAAGGAGGUUAAAGAAAAUUCCUGGUUAUACUUGGAUUGAGGUGGAUAACAUUAUUUAUCGAUUUGGUGCUGGAGAUAAUAGUCAUCUUCGAUCAAAGGAGAUCUAUGAGAUGCUGAAGAGUUUGAGUCAGAAAUUGGAAUCGGCUGGUUAUGUCCCUGAUACAAACUCUGUGUUACAUGAUGUUGAUGAGGAGGUUAAGCUUGGAAUUUUGCAUGCACAUAGUGAGAAGUUGGCAAUUGCAUUUGGCCUUAUUGCCACCCCCGACGGAACUCCUAUCAGGAUUACAAAGAAUCUGAGGGUUUGUGGUGAUUGUCACUCAUUUUGUAAGCUGGUGUCAGCAAUCACACAGAGGGAUAUCAUUGUACGCGAUGCUAACCGAUUUCACCACUUUAAGGAAGGGAUUUGUUCUUGUGGAGACUAUUGGUAAUUGGUUCAAGGACAUAGGCUUUUCUAUUUUCCUUUUCUAAGCUAUUUUCUUUCUGCUGUGAUUUUGAAUUUGCGGAGAGGGAAAAAAAAUAGCUCUGUAUUUUUUUUUUUAAAUUUUUCUAGAAUUCCUUCACAAGAUUGUGAAAAAGAUCUUUCUCGUUUGUUUUGUGUGGAUUGCAAUUAUAAUUUUUUUUACAUUAAUUAGAUGGUGCAAGCGUUAGAGUAUAUAAGAAA